Molecule: messenger RNA, 513 nt
Organism: Equus quagga
Lineage: Eukaryota; Metazoa; Chordata; Mammalia; Perissodactyla; Equidae
Product: olfactory receptor 24-like
Exons: 1
Biological process (GO): G protein-coupled receptor signaling pathway
Cellular component (GO): membrane
Molecular function (GO): olfactory receptor activity
Source: RefSeq, a predicted model, not a curated record
GCAGGGACCACUUGGGUGGCUGGCUUCUCAGCUGCACUUGUGCCGGCCAGCCUCACAGUCACUCUGCCCUUCUGUUUAAAAGAGGUGGCUCAUUACUUUUGUGACCUGGCCCCACUAAUGCGAUUGGCGUGUGUGGACACAAGCUGGCAUACUCAGGUCCAUGGGGCAAUAAUUGGUGUGGCCACUGGGUGCAACUUUGUGCUCAUUUUAGGACUCUAUGGGGGUAUCCUGAGAGCCAUGCUGAAGCUGCCCUCAGCUGCCAGCCGUGCCAAGGCCUUCUCUACCUGUUCCUCCCACAUAACUGUAGUGGCACUCUUUUACGCUUCUGCCUUCACAGUGUAUGUGGGGCCACCUAGGAGUCGCCCUGAAGGCACAGACAAACAUAUUGCUUUGGUAUAUGCCCUUCUUACUCCUUUCCUCAAUCCUAUCAUCUAUACCCUUCGCAACAGGGAGGUGAAGGAGGCCAUGAAGAGGAUCACUGUCAGGAUCAGGACUAUUUUGAAGGAAUGCUGA